AUGAUCUCUAAGGGAAAAGGGGUUUCCGUUCCUCUCUGUCUGAGUUUUAAUUUAUGGGUUAAAUUUUGCAUUUUGCUGACGUUUUUCCCUUUCUACAUCUUUCUUUCUUUCUUUCCUAUUACAUAUAGUUUUUGUUGUUUUUUUCUAUCUACUUACACCCCUUUUCAUUUCUUUAUAUUUGUUUCAUAUCCUACCUUUCGUCGUCUGCUUGCUUUUAUACUUCUCUGCUCCUUUUUUUUAUAUCGUUUUACAUCUCUCUUUCAUUUUCUUUCUUUCUUUUCCCCGUUCUUUCUUUCUUUUUCUGUCCUUUUUUCUAUCCGCUCGUAUCUAUUUAUAUUUUUCUGUCCGCACAUUCAUUUCCAUAAUUUCUCUUUAUGUCUAUUUGCCUCUCUCUCUCUCUCUUUCUCUCUCACUCUCUCUGCAUCUUCCUGCUUUUCUUUAUUUUUCUCUUUCUUUCUUUGUUCCCUCGUUCUCUGUCUUAAUCUGCUUGCUUAUUUUCCUUCUUUAUUUCUUUUUUGCUUUCUUAAUCAGGGACUGAGAACUAGAAGUGGUUAUAUGCUUUUUUUUUUCUUAAAUAGUUUGGCCAUAACCACUUCCGUUUGGCAUACCUCGAGUUUCUUUCUUUCCUUUCCUGUCUGUUUUUUUUUCUUCUCUUUUAAUUACUCCCUUUUUAAACAUUAUUUACGUUUAAGUUUAUUUUCUUUCUUUCUUUUGUGGUUACUUUCGCUUUCUGUUCAUAUCUAUCUAUCUAUCUAUCUAUCUAUCUAUCUAUCUAUCUAUCUAUCUAUCUAUCUAUCUAUCUAUCUAUCUGUCUGUCUGUCUGCCUGUCUUUUCCAUUUCUUUCUUUCAUUUUUUUUUUUUUGCUCUUUCUUUCUUCUAUUUCCUCUUUUAGGUCUUUUAAAAUUUUCUACUUUUUUCUCUUAUACUCUGUUCCCCUUUCUUUCUUUUUUCUUUCCAUUUCCUCUCUUUCGUUUUGUUUUAAUUUUUCUUUCUGUUUUCCAUUUCCUCUCUUUCAUUUUCUUUCUUUCUUUUCAAUUUUUUAAUUUUCUUUCUUUCUUGUUUAUGAUCUCUUUAUUUUCUUUCUUUCUUUCUUUCUUUCUUUUUCUUUCUUUCUUUCCAUUUAACCCUCUUUCGCUUUGCUUUAAUGUACAUUCUGUUUUCCAUUUCUUCUCUUCAUUUUCUUCCUUUCUUUCUUUUAAUUUCCCCCUCUUUCGUUUUAACUUUUUUUAUUUUCCAUCUCUUCUCUUCAUUUUCUUUCUUUUUUCUUUUCAUUUCCCCCACUUUCGUUUUGUUUUAAUUUUUUGA
This is a messenger RNA of Acanthosepion pharaonis, 1305 nucleotides long. Lineage: Eukaryota; Metazoa; Mollusca; Cephalopoda; Sepiida; Sepiidae. The record is from the annotation of a GenBank genome assembly.